Messenger RNA from Homarus americanus (American lobster), 505 nucleotides. Its product is annotated as cuticle protein 21-like. The record is from RefSeq and is a predicted model, not a curated record. Gene Ontology annotation, cellular component: extracellular matrix. Lineage: Eukaryota; Metazoa; Arthropoda; Malacostraca; Decapoda; Nephropidae. The transcript is spliced from 4 exons. Bases 80 to 430 code for a protein of 116 amino acids.
GGUAUAUAAGGUGCCGCCACCCACACUUGAUCAUCAUUCACUGCUCCAACUCUCCACUGAUACACAACAUUACCUCACCAUGAUCAAGCAGGUGGCCGUGUUGAUGGUGGUGGUGGUGGGCGUCACUACGGCGCUCCCCUCAGACACAUACAAUCCGGCGCCCAUGCCCUACAACUUCGCUUACGGUGUCAAGGACGACUACUCUGGUGCUAACUUCGGCCACAACGAGGACUCUGAUGGUAACGCUGUCAAGGGCUCCUACAACGUUGUGCUCCCCGACGGCCGCAUCCAAACAGUGACCUACGUGGCUGACCACUACGGCGGCUACCAGGCUCAGGUGAGCUACCAGGGCGAGGCUCAGUACCCUCACGAGUACGGUCCUGCCAUCACCUUCAAGCCCAAUACAUACGGUCAGCCCUCAUACCAAUAGAAUACCUCUGCACAACUAUUAGCUCCCUAGUCAAUGAUGUAUAGUAUAGACGAUUAAUAAAGUAUUGUGAUAUGA